This is a messenger RNA of Fusarium tjaetaba, 1980 nucleotides long. Its product is annotated as nucleolar GTP-binding protein. Gene Ontology annotation, cellular component: nucleolus. The transcript is spliced from 3 exons. Gene Ontology annotation, biological process: ribosomal large subunit biogenesis. The record is from RefSeq and is a predicted model, not a curated record. Bases 1 to 1980 code for a protein of 659 amino acids. Gene Ontology annotation, molecular function: GTPase activity; GTP binding; RNA binding. NCBI's taxonomy places the organism in Eukaryota, Fungi, Ascomycota, Sordariomycetes, Hypocreales, Nectriaceae.
AUGAAGACGACCUGGAAGGACAUCCCCCCGGUGCCUACUCAGCAGGAGUUUCUGGAUAUUGUUCUGAGCCGGACCCAGCGCAAGCUGCCAACGCAGAUUCGCGCCGGUUUCAAGAUCAGCCGUAUUCGAGCUUUCUACACUCGAAAGGUCAAGUUCACACAAGAGACCUUCUCAGAGAAGUUCGGCGCCAUCCUCGAGAGUUUCCCUCGUCUGCAGGACAUCCACCCUUUCCACAAGGAUCUCCUCAACACCCUCUACGAUGCCGACCAUUUCAGAAUCGCCCUCGGUCAGAUGUCCACCGCCAAGCAUCUGAUUGAGACCAUCUCCCGCGAUUAUGUCCGUCUCCUCAAGUACGGCCAGUCUCUGUUCCAGUGCAAGCAGCUCAAGAGGGCCGCUCUCGGUCGCAUGGCCACCCUCAUUAAGCGACUCAAGGACCCUCUCAUGUACCUCGAUCAGGUCCGCCAGCAUCUCGGACGUCUGCCCUCGAUCGACCCCAACACCCGAACACUGCUUAUCUGCGGUUACCCCAAUGUCGGAAAGUCUAGUUUCCUCAAGAGCGUUACUCGCGCCGAUGUCGAUGUUCAGCCCUAUGCUUUCACCACAAAGAGUCUGUUUGUCGGUCACUUCGACUACAAGUAUCUCCGCUUCCAAGCUAUCGAUACCCCCGGUAUUUUGGAUCACCCUCUAGAGGAGAUGAACACUAUUGAGAUGCAAAGUAUUACUGCCAUCGCCCAUUUGAGAUCCGCCAUUAUGUACUUUAUGGAUCUUUCAGAGCAGUGCGGAUAUACAGUUAGCGCCCAGAUUGCUCUCUUCAAGAGCAUCAAGCCUCUGUUCUCCAACAAGCUUGUCUUUGUUGUUGUCAACAAGAUUGAUGUCACCCGACCCGAGGACCUCGAGCCCGAGCUUCAGGCUGAGCUCCAAAGCAUCCUCAAGUCUGGUGAGGUCGAGAUGCUCCAAUUGUCCUGCAACACUCAGGAGGGUGUUCAGGAGGUCAAGAAUGCAGCUUGUGAGCGCUUGAUCGCUGAGCGUGUUAACCAGAAGCUCAAGGCUGGUACCAACAGCAGCGGAAACAUUGGUGGCCGUCUGGCUGAUGUUAUGUCCCGUAUUCACGUUGCUCAGCCCAUGGGUGGUCAGACUCUUGAGACUUUCAUCCCCGAGGGUGUCAAGGACCGCAAGAAGUAUGACAAGACAGACCCCGAGCGCCGAAGACUUGCUCGUGAUGAGGAGGAGGAGAACGGUGGUGCUGGUGUCUUCAACGUCGACAUGAAGGCUGACUACAUGCUCGCCAACCCCGAGUGGAAGUACGACAAGAUCCCCGAGAUCUACGAUGGCAAGAACGUCUACGACUUUAUCGAUCCCGAUAUUGAGGCUAAGCUUCAAGCUCUCGAGGAAGAGGAGGAGAAGCUCGAGGCUGAGGGCUUCUACGAGUCUGAUGAGGACAUUGAGGAUGACGAGGAGGCUGAGGUCAUGCGCAAGGCGGAGCUGAUCCGCGAGAAGCAGCAGCUCAUUCGCAACGAGGCCCGCAUGAAGAAGCGUCUCAAGAACCAGGCCAUCAUCCCCCGCAAGCAGAUGAAGAAGCCCCUCUCCGAGUUCGAGGAUGCCCUCGACCAGCUCGGUGUCGACACCACCGAUAUUGCCGAGCGUGCUCGCUCAAAAUCUCGGCCUCGUGGCCGUUCCACAUCUCGCAUGGGUACCGAGGACCCCGAUGCCAUGGAUGUCGACGGUGGUCGCAGCAGCACCCCCCGCGAGCGUAUGCGCUCCAUGAGCCGACCUCGAAGCCGUGCUCCUACUGUCAACCGCCGUGACGAUGGUGUCACAGACGAGGCUACUCGAUCCAAGGCCGAUCGUAUCGCCAGGCUCAACCAGAAGCGCAUGAACCGCAUGGCCCGACAGGGAGAGGGCGAUCGACACACCACCGCUUCCAUCACCAAGCACUUGGUCGUUGGGAAGCGUGGUAUGGGCAAGACAAACCGCAGAUAG